AUGAUAGAGAUGCAGCAGGUGUUCGACCCCGACUCCACAUCCGACUCCUCCUCCAGAUCCUCCUCUCCAACUUUCCCCACAAAACAAGCAAUCACGGCCAUGCUGAGGACAGCUGCAGGACAACUUAACAUCACACUGAACGAGACAUCCAUCACAUUCACAAGAGAUCAGCAAACUGCAGCAGCAACAACAACAACAACAACAACAACAACAACAACAACAACAACAACAACAACAUCACCUCCAGGAGAUCAGCAAACUGCAGCAACAACAACAACUACAACAACAACAACAACAACAACAACAUCACCUCCAGGAGAUCAGCAAACUGCAGCAACAACAACAACUACAACAACAACAACAACAACAACAACAUCACCUCCAGGAGAUCAGCAAACUGCCGCAGCAAUAACAACAACAACAUCACCUCCAGGAAGAUUCUGUCGGCCUCAAGAUGUUGACAAGAUUGCUUUUCCUGUAGUAUCUGUAAGAGCUUCAAUCCCGUGUACCAAUAAUCUUCAAACUGAUCUUGAGCAAGCGGCCUGUAAUCUGUACAGAGACCCAACAUUUGAUCGAAUAAAACCAAAUCCAACAUGUCAAAACAACUUGCUGGAAGUGUUAAACCGGUUUAAACUACUCAAUUGCUCAAUCUGUUUCCCAGACAACAGAGAUGUCACGAUGGCCAUCACAGGAGAUGGCAGGAACUUUAGGGCCAUCCAUAACAUAGAGAAAACAAUCAAUUGUGAAGUGGAGUUCCAGACAGACUUGCAAUUUCAGGACUGUGAAACUAGAAGAGGAGAAAUUAUCAGAGUGAUAAAUGAUAUCUCCAAAGAACAAUAUGGGCCGUUAAUCUACAGAAGAACUGUUAUCUUAUGCAGAAGAGUAGUGAGAGGGAGGACUAAAAGAGAGGUCACGGCGGGGUCAAUGAUAGAGAUGCAGCAGGCGUUCGACCCCGACUCCACAUCCAACUCCUCCUCCAGAUCCUCCUCUCCAACUUUCCCCACAAAACAAGCAAUCACGGCCAUGCUGAGAACGGCUGCAGGACAACUUAACAUCACACUGAACGAGACAUCCAUCACAUUCACAAGUGGGUCUCCAGGUCUCCAGAGUGUGUUCAGUUGCCUAGCGAUGCUGCUGGUCUCCCUGCAGCUAAUGACACAGUGGUUGGCUCUGUGACCUGCCAAUCAACUCUGCGACCAAUGAGGAAUCACACAGCAAAACAUUCUUGCCCAACACUGCUGCUAUUCCUGAAGAUUAUUGCCAUGAUUGGACACAAAUCCCUUGUGUGUGGCAUAUCCCUGCUGCUGCCUCUGCUCCGGCUGUGAUUGGAUCCUUGACCUGUCAAUCAACUGAGUGACCUGUGCGAUAAGCAGUGUUGUGCCUGAAUGAAAGUUCAGGAACUCGUUCAUAAUGUUGGUGGACUUGAACUGAACACACACCCUUAAUAGCACUCAAGUGUUGCCCAACCGUUGCGUGUGCUUCUUCUGCGUCUAUGCCAGAUUCAUGCCCGUCUGAAUUAAUAUUUCCGUAGAUAUCUACUAGCGGAACUUUUCCUGCUGCCGACCUAUGUUUUCCGUAAUGUUGCCACAGCUGCAAUUGCGGGAAAAAAUCACACUUGAGGAUCAAGGGAAGUAUUACGUGUAGCCUUUUUUUUUUUAAGUAUAUUUUUUGGGGCUUUUUUUGCCUUUAUUUGUAUAGGACAGUGAAGGGUGAGACAGGAAGUAAGUGGGAAAGAGAGAUGGGGUGGGACUGGGAAAUGACCGCAGGUCGGAUUCGAACCUGGGUCCCCGUGGGCACUCGGACCCGAAUGUGGUAUGAGCGCUGUAGCCUGCUGCGCCACAGCGCUCCCCACGUGUAGCCUUUUAAAGCGCCCUAUGUCACUGAACAGUUCCAUCUCUCAUGCUGCAGGUAGCUAAUGCAGCAAGGGAGACUCCUCUCCCGGUGUAAAAACUACACUCUUCUGACAGCGCGGCCGCAUUUCUGCCCAGCCAAUCAAAUGCCCAAUUGAUGGAAAUUCUAUGUUAGAUGUGAACAACAGGAGGCUGUAUACAUUUUGUAUGCUUCAUGUCUGAAUGUCCGCUACCUUCAGAAAUGCGGCAAGCAAUUACAGCAGAAUGUGCGUAAAACCUGUCUGAAAAUGGCUAUAAUGAAAUAAUUGCUGGCUGUAGCAACAAUUUUAAAAGAGUAUAGUUCGCCACAUAUUGAAAAAAUGAACUGAACUAGUUAAUUUUUGAAGCUGUGAACUUCGUUCAUAAUUUGGAAUUGUGAACUAUGAACUGAACUAGUUCAUUUUAAAAUUUGUGAACUAGGAACUGAACUAUGUAGAAAGUGUAGAAAGUGAACUUGUCAUGUAGAAAGUGAACUUUCCCAACACUGUUGAUAAUCAGGGACAAGAUCAAAAUCAAAUUAAAUUGUUUUGCAUCGGGUUUCCUUACAUAUUAGGUCGCAGUCAGUGUGCAAUGUUAGAAAACAGGCUUUUGGGGUCAUUUUCUGAAGUUGUUUUUCUCUUGUUUGGUCAGUGUUUCUGAGGCUUUUUUCUAUCAACAUUGACAUGUACUGUAUACAAAACCUGUUGAAUCAGACAGCAUGAUUUACUUAAUACAGAUAAAAGCUAAGUGUGUCUGGAGGGGUGUUUUCUAGAGGGCUCUAACUCUUUUCUUAAGUAGAAUGAUUUACCAUUUACAGAUGGACAAAUAAGAACGACAAAUUGGAACACCUUUCUCUACUUUUCUUUAACAUAUUUGAGUAUGUAGUUGUUUGAUACAACUCUGAUAUCAACAUUGUUUGACUGUUCCAAAGAUACUGUACAUUUGAGAGAAACAGUCUCAUUGCUCACCUCCUCUAUAUCAUGUGUUCUGUGUGACAGCAAGGAGAAGUAAUAUAUAGAAGUAAGAUGUUGUUAACAAAACUGUGUGCUUAAUUUUCUACAUGGAAAAUAUCUCAAAAAGUGGCGUACUGUAUGCGUGGUUACUAUGGAGAGCCAGACACGGUGUAAUGUUAGAUAUCUGUGGUAGUUCUACAGACACCGUGUAAUGUUAGUUAUACAACAGUUAGGUCCCGUCGAUCAAUUUAGCAAUAUCUGGCCCCGUACACACGUAGCCGGGUAUCUGCUUAACCGAAGGUAUUUGUCUACGUUUGGACCUGUCAUCCACAUGACAACGCAUAUAACCAAAUGUUUGAAAAAACUCCGGGCAAAGUGGAGAUCUGCGAAUUCUCCGUUUAUAAAUUGACGUGUAGCCAAAGAUAACCGGAGAUCUGCGGUUUUGAACGUCAAAAUAUGCGCCAAAACCACAACAAAUCUGCUCUGACGUCAAACGUGCGACCUCUGUUCACUGCAGAAGCAUGGAUCUGAGUGCCUUGAAACCACAGAUGUUCGGUUAUGUGUGGAAGGUUUUUCUUCCCCAAAACGAGGUAAUGUGGAUACAAUUAUUUUAUAAACGGAGGGCGGGGGGGGGGGAAUAUUCGGUUUUAAAGAUACCUGACUACGUGUGUACAUAGCCUCUGAUUGGACGAGACGUGUUCUAUCAGUGGUGAUAUUAAGCAAUAUUCCCACUGGUGACUCUUCACAGCUAAUAAUCACUCCGCCAAUGUAUCCAGAGACUGUUGAUUCUUUGCUUUGAUUUAACCAGAGAUGGCAUUCCAUGUUCUUUGAUUUAGCUGUUGUUGCAUACCAACCACACACGUUCUGAGCUAGGCCUACUUCGCAUAACGGAGGAACUGGGCAAAAAAAAAAAAACCAAUGGCAAAUAAUAAAU
Molecule: messenger RNA, 3755 nt
Organism: Sardina pilchardus (European sardine)
Lineage: Eukaryota; Metazoa; Chordata; Actinopteri; Clupeiformes; Clupeidae
Product: mucin-5AC-like
Exons: 12
Coding region: 1-1176 (391 amino acids)
Source: RefSeq, a predicted model, not a curated record